AUGGCGACCGUUAUCCUACUCAUGAGCCUUGUGCCAGCCCCCAGUCCCCUGGGGGCUGCAGGGCCCCAAGGCAGGAGGAAAUUCUAUCCAAAGAUGAAACGGGACACCAACACCCACUCACCCCAGCCACACACCUGCAUACGGGCUACUAAAUGGGAAGGACACGUGCUUCUGUCAAGCUGCUUUGUGCAGUAUCUGGAGCGUUUUGUGAAGGCAGCUUCACCAGCACAGGAAAGAAACAGCACUGUGUCUGUCUGCCAAGGGCCACACCCUAGUGCUACCAAGGCGCCUCCAGGCUCCUUCCCAGGACGGCAGAAAGUUAAAGCCCAUCCUCGGGAGGCACUCCAGUCCGACUGCUCUGCUCUUGGCAGUGCCCACGGGACCAGCGGGUUCCGCCCCGAAGCCCCGCCCCCAACCACCGACCCCUGCGGGUCUGCAGCGCCCUGCGGGCAUCCAGGGCCUCGCCAACCUCCCUUAAAGGUCUCGCUGCCCGGAUCUCUCUCAUGCAAUACAGCGCGCGCUACCACGCCGGGCUCGGCGUUUUCAAGAAACACCAAGAGGCCCCGGAACACCAUCGUCUUUAGCCCCGUGUGUGUCCCUCUGUCGGAGACGCGCAGCAGCACCGAGCGGCGCCCGACGGACCGCCCCGACACGCGAGGCCCCCACGGGCACCCGCGCCGCCCUCUCCCUCGGGGCCACACCCACCGACCCACCUCCAUCGCGGCCCCUGCCGCGCUCGCCCCUCCCAGCCACCCUCGCGCCGCACCGCCCCGUCUCGUGACCCCCGAGCAAACACUCCUCCCCGCCCCGGACGGCGUCUUUCCGGCCUGGCGCCCCGCCCCCGCUUCCGAGGGCACCGCAGCACUAGCGCGCCUGCUUGCACGCGAUUGGCUGGAGUGCGCGUCACUCCAGGAGCCUUGCUCGCCAUUGGGUAGAGUUCUUUACAAAGUGCGCUGGAAAGGGUACACGUCGGACGACGACACCUGGGAGCCCGAGGUCCACCUGGAAGACUGUAAGGAGGUGCUGCUGGAGUUCCGGAAGAAGGUUGCCGAGAGCAGAGCCAAGGCCGCCAGGAGGGAUGUCCAGAAACUAUCUUUAAACAAUGACAUAUUUGAGGCAAACUCUGAUAGCGAUCAGCAAAGUGAGACAAAAGAAGGUGCUUCCCCAAAGAAGAAAAAGAAGAAGUCGAGGCAGAGAGAAGAGAAAAGCCCAGAUGACCUGAAAAAGAAAAAGGCAAAGGCUGGAAAACCAAAAGAUAAAUCCAAGUCAGAACUGGAGAGCUCCUUGGAAAGUGUAGUUUUUGACUUAAGGACAAAGAAAAGAAUUUUGGAAGCCAGAGAAGAGUUAAAAGAGCCCAGACGGCCCAAGAAAGAUGAAAUAAAAGAAACUAAGGAACACAAGAAAAUUAAAAAGGGUGAAAUAAGAGAUUUAAAGACUAAAAUAAGAGAAGAUCCCAAAGAAAACAGAAAAACAAAAAAAGAGAAAUGUGUUGAAUCCCAGACUGAAUCUGAGUCAAGUGUACUCAAUUAUUCCCCUUUUCAAGAGGAUGAUAAUGAAGACGUGCUUUCUGACAACAGAGAAGAGAAACCAAAAAUUAAAAGUGCUGGAGAGAGGGCAGGACCAGAUGCAGCACCUGAGCGAGCCUUCGAAAAGCCAGUGGACGGUGCUGUGAGUGCUGAUGAAGAUGCCGAAAUCAAAGCCAAGAGGCGAAAGAAGACCCCGAGAAAGGCAGAGGAGCCCAGAGAGGGCCAGGAGCUGGAGAGCAGGACUGCCCUCACUGAGAAGAAAACUAUGCCCAGAAGGCAGAGGAGUCAAGACAGAAGCAGGAGUGCCACUGAGUCAGAGAAGCCGACACUUGUAUCUGCCCAGACGCAGAAGGGCUGGAGGCUGGGCGGGGAGGAGAGAGGCUUCUUGCCCUUCGACUCAGCUGAUGAGGAGAAAGAAACCACAAAAAGUGAACCCAAAGAAAAAAAUCAAAAAAGGCAUGACUCGGACAAGGAGGAAAAAAGCCGAAAGGAGGCAAAGGGCUUAAAGAGUGAGUGUAAAUAUGAGCAUUGUGACAUUUCCUGUGCCCUCUUUAUAAGAAAGACAGUCUAGUUUCUAAGCCACGUAGAUGUUGGGGAAAAUUUCAUUCCCUGGGGAAUUUGGAGCCUUAUGCUCUUUCUGUUUUACCACUUACCUACGGUUCUUAUAUAACAGUGGAUAGGAUUCACUUUCUCCUUCUGUUCACCAAUGUUCUUCCUCCCUUUCAGGAUGUGAGAAUAGGUUAGAAUUACUGAGACAGGAUAUUAGUUAUGGCAGGAAAAUCAAUGUCAUUUAUAGCAGGUGCUAAAUAAAGUCUUUUGUGUUUCAAAUGUU
Molecule: messenger RNA, 2358 nt
Organism: Carlito syrichta (Philippine tarsier)
Lineage: Eukaryota; Metazoa; Chordata; Mammalia; Primates; Tarsiidae
Product: M-phase phosphoprotein 8-like
Exons: 6
Coding region: 1-2097 (698 amino acids)
Source: RefSeq, a predicted model, not a curated record